AUGGCUAAAGUCUUGACAGAGUCACAAUUUCAUUCCGAAGUCGUAUCUAAAUAUGUUGACGUUAUCGGUGAAAAAUUAGGUGGAAAAAUCCAUUCAUUCUCUGAUGAGUGGUUCGCUCAGGCUGAAAACUUGAUCAAACCGAAAGCACCAAUCAGAGACGCUACUAGAUUCACCUACGCAGGCGCAUGGUAUGAUGGAUGGGAAACAAGAAGACACAAUGAGGAAGAGGCUGACUGGGUCAUCUUCAAAUUCGGUGUAAGCUCAGCUAAUUUGAUAGGGUGUGAGGUGGACACUGCGUUCUUUAAUGGUAAUCACGCACCAGCAAUUUCCGUAGAGGCUGUCCAGGUUUUCAAUGAUGAUGAAUUGGAGAAGUUGAGUGAAAAAGAUUGGGAAACUGUGAUCCCCAAAACUGAGUGUGGACCUAGUCAAAAACACUUUUUUGCCAGGGACAAGCUCACUGAAAAAAACUACACUCAUGCUAGAUUGAGAAUGUACCCAGACGGGGGUAUCGCUAGAUUCAGGUUGUAUGGACAUGUCGUACCAGUAACGAAAAAUACCUCGGACGUGGUUGAUUUUGCAUCUGUGAAGAAUGGGGGUGUCGCAAUUAAAGUUAGUGACCAGCAUUUUGGUACUGCUGACAAUUUAUUGUUACCUGGAAGGGGUCAUGAUAUGAGUGAUGGUUGGGAGACAAAAAGAUCUAGAGAACCGGGCCACACUGAUUGGGUCGUGAUUAGAUUGGGGGCUCCAGCUAAAUUGCAAAAGAUUGUCAUUGACACUGCUCAUUUCAGAGGUAACUUUCCACAAAAGAUCAAUGUCAAGGGAACUAUUGUCAAGGAUGAAAAUGAUAUCGAUAAUGCCGAAUGGGUCACUGUCGUCCCAGAUUCGAAAACCGGAGCUGACAAGGAGCACGAGUUUGCUAUCGAAAAUGAUCAACCUUUUUCACACAUUAAGGUUACUAUCAUCCCAGAUGGAGGAGUAAAGAGAAUCAGAGCAUUUGGUGUGAAAGCCUAA
Lodderomyces theae is the source of this 1011-nucleotide messenger RNA. Its product is annotated as allantoicase. Gene Ontology annotation, molecular function: allantoicase activity. Bases 1 to 1011 code for a protein of 336 amino acids. The record is from RefSeq and is a predicted model, not a curated record. Lineage: Eukaryota; Fungi; Ascomycota; Pichiomycetes; Serinales; Debaryomycetaceae. The transcript has a single exon. Gene Ontology annotation, biological process: allantoin catabolic process.